CCGAAUAUAACCAAACCGAACCCGAACCGAAACCCGAAUUGGCCACCCCCACCGCAUAUCAGAGAUCAAAUCCAUGUAGAAUCAUCCAUCUUUAACUGUUGAUUCAGUUCAGUUCAACAUGUCCGAACCAAACUCUAAGAAGCUUCACGUAGUGGUGUUCCCAUGGCUGGCUUUCGGACAUAUGAUUCCUUUCCUAGAGCUCUCCAACCGAAUCGCCAUGAAAGGCCAUACCGUCUCCUUCAUCUCCACGCCUCGCAACAUUUGCCGUCUUUCCCAGAUUCCAUCUCUAUCCUCCACUCCCGUUACAUUCGUGGCUUUACCAUUACCUCCCGUCGAUCACCUGCCGGAAAACGCAGAGGCCACCACCGACUUGCCGGAGACCCAUGUCGGUUUCCUCAAGAAGGCCUUUGACGGGAUGUCCGAAGCUUUCUCGGAGUUUCUAGAAGCUUCUAGACCGGACUGGGUCAUCUUUGAUUUCGUCCAACACUGGGUGCCCCCCAUCGCCGAGAAGCUCGGUGUCUCUCGAGCUUUCUUCUCCACGUUCAAUGCGGCCACUAUCUGCAUAAUAGGAGGGCCGUCGUCGGAUAUGAUUGACGGACGUGACCCUCGCAAGACUGCCAUGGACCUGACGGUGCCUCCACCCUGGGUGCCGUUCGAGACACACGUGCUGUUCCGUCUGUUUGAGGCCAGGAAGAUCAUGGAGUACCCGACGGCUGGUGUGACUGGUUCCGACUUGAACGACAACUACCGGGCUGGUCUGGCUUGUACUGGCUCUGAUGUCAUCGCUAUCAGAACAUGCAUGGAGCUUGAACCCGAGUGGAUCCAACUGCUCGGUAAGCUCCACGACAAGCCCGUGAUUCUGACAGGUUUACUGUCAGCUGGACCAGUCGACAAUCCUGACGACAGGACAUGGCAAGAUAUCAGCGGAUGGCUAGACAAACAGCAAAGAAACUCAGUUGUCUAUGUGGCUCUGGGAACUGAAGUGACUGUAACUCCCGAAGAGAUCCAAGGUUUAGCUCAUGGGUUAGAGCUAAGUGGAUUGCCUUUCCUCUGGGCACUUAGGAAGAGAACAGAAGCUUCUGGUCAACUACUUCCCCAUGGGUUCGAGGAGAGAGUGAACGGGCAAGGAAUCGUCUGGACAGGCUGGGUGCCUCAGACUAAGAUACUGAGCCACGGCUCGAUCGGUGGGUUCGUUACUCAUUGUGGGUGGGGGUCGGCCGUGGAAGGGCUCAGCUUCGGCCGCCCUCUGAUCAUGUUUCCAUGUAACCUGGACCAGCCACUGGUGGCGAGGUUUCUAGCGGGGAUGAAUGUGGGUGUGGAGAUUCCAAGGGAUGAGAAAGACGGGUCAUUUACGAUUGGAUCAGUGGCGGAGACGAUUAGGAAGGUGGUGACAGAGGAGGAUGGAAAGAUAUAUCGAGAAAAUGCAGCGUCCCAGCAGAAGAGAGUGUUCGGGAACAAGACAUUGCAGGAUCAGUAUGUGAAUACUUUUGUCGAGUUUCUAGUGAAUCAUAGAGCAUAGGUUAUACAAUCGGACGAGAUGUAAGCAUCCUUUGCUGCUUUACUUUUUUGUUUGUUUUGGUAUUGGGCCGGGCUAUUAGAGAUCAUGGGCCUGGAUUCUGGACUCUGCGAUUUAUUACUUCACAUAUCUUCUCCUCGGCAAAAGCUUCAAAGAUUCAAUUUUGAUCA
Molecule: messenger RNA, 1686 nt
Organism: Tarenaya hassleriana
Lineage: Eukaryota; Viridiplantae; Streptophyta; Magnoliopsida; Brassicales; Cleomaceae
Product: UDP-glycosyltransferase 91B1
Exons: 1
Coding region: 119-1519 (466 amino acids)
Molecular function (GO): UDP-glycosyltransferase activity
Source: RefSeq, a predicted model, not a curated record